This is a messenger RNA of Fulvia fulva, 1398 nucleotides long. Its product is annotated as Metal tolerance protein 3. NCBI's taxonomy places the organism in Eukaryota, Fungi, Ascomycota, Dothideomycetes, Mycosphaerellales, Mycosphaerellaceae. Gene Ontology annotation, molecular function: monoatomic cation transmembrane transporter activity. Gene Ontology annotation, biological process: transmembrane transport; monoatomic cation transport. The transcript is spliced from 3 exons. The coding region runs from base 1 to 1398 and encodes 465 amino acids. The record is from RefSeq and is a predicted model, not a curated record. Gene Ontology annotation, cellular component: membrane.
AUGGCAAACCGCGACCCCAACUUGCACAACUCCAUCUCCUUGCGACCGCACCCCUUCCACGUCCACCCAGAGCGCUCAUCGCACACCUCGCCAGUCACCAGCACCGAGAACGUCCAGCACUCGCACCGACCUGGCAAUAGCUCUGCCGUCUCUAAGGGCGGCCCGCGCGUUGAGCAAGGCCCCGUCCCGCGACCUGCCUACCAUAGGAACAGUGGCGACAGCGACCGCGACGAUGUGGAGCGACAGGGCAGUCUCCCAGGAUACGAUGCUGAGCAGGACCCCUACAAGCUUCGCGACGGCUUAAAGGAUCUGGAUCAAGCGAAGGAGCGCACCAAAGCUAACGUCAGAGCGAAGCGCACGUCUGGUUGCACUCCUGUUGGCCGUAGCAAGGACAAAUACAAGACGCACACGAUUGUCAAGUUCUACGAAAACCAGAACGAGAACAUCGAGCGCUUGCUGAAGCCGGUGGACGACCAUGUUCGCGAGGCAAAGGAGGAGCAGGGUGCUGAUGCGCUGCAGUUCCAGAUUGCGGUGCAUGGCAGCUUCGUUGCGAACAUCAUCCUGGCCAUUCUGCACGUCUACGGAGCUGUGUCUUCAGGCAGUCUGUCGCUUUUCACCACCAUGGCAGAUUCCAUCUUUGACCCGCUCAGCAACCUCACCCUCAUCCUCUGCAACCGCGCCGUCAACAAAGUCGACGCGAGGCGCUUUCCUUCUGGCAAGGCACGACUGGAGACUGCCGGCAACAUUACUUUCUGCUUCCUGAUGACUACAGUGUCGUGGAUCCUUAUCGUCGAGUCCAUCAAGCAGCUCGCGGAGAAGUCGGGCGAAUCCAAGUUCCACAUCCCGUCAGUCAUCGCAGUGGGCAUUGCUUUCGCCACCAAGCUCGGCCUGUUCUUGUACUGCUGGGCGUUGCGCAACAAGUACAGCCAGAUCCGCAUCCUCUGGGAAGACCACCGCAAUGACCUCUUCAUCAACGGCUUCGGUCUAAUGACGAGCGUCCUAGGUGCCCAGAUCGCCUGGUGGAUCGACCCCCUGGGCGCCAUCGUCCUCUCCGUCCUCAUCUCCGUCCUCUGGCUCCGCACCGCCUACCAAGAAUUCCAACUCCUCAUCGGCGUCACCGCCGACACAGCCUUCCUUCAACACGUCACCUACAUCUCCAUGACGCACGACCCUCGCGUAACCCAGCUCGACACCGUGCGCGCAUGGCAUUCUGGCCCGCGUCUCAUUAUCGAAGUCGACAUUGUGAUGGAUCGGCAACUUAGUCUGGAAGAGACACAUGAUGUGGCUGAGGAGCUGCAGACGAAGUUGGAGAGUUUGCCGGAUGUGGAGAGGGCGUAUGUCCAUGUGGAUUAUGAGACGACGCAUAGUCCGGAGCAUUUUUUGAAGAAGGAGUUGUAA